GACAGAGUGACUUAUUUCCAUUGGGGUUCAUUAAGGCGUAAUCUUUAGCGACCUUUAAUAACCCCAACAACAACACCGGUGGUACAAUAAUAUUUUUAAUAGUAAUUAUACUGUCACGUUAUGGCCUAUGAUCUGAAAAAAGAAGAAGACGUGAAGGAAUUUAUUGAAAACCUCGGGAUAGAAUACAGGUUUGGAUGUUUCUCCGAGAAGAAGCCUGAUAGUUGUCAUCUCUUAGGGGACUAUCUAGAAGGUGUGAAGAGAGACUUUGCGAAAGCUGCAAAAGUGUAUAGAAGCAAUUGUGAUGAAUCUUCAUAUGCCAAGAGUUGUUACAAGUAUGCAAAUUAUAAUUUUUUGGGUAAAGGCUGCAAGCAGAACAUGGAUGAAGCAUAUGACUAUUAUCUGAAGGGAUGCUCAGCGGGUAACGCUGAUUCUUGUCUCAAUGGUGGACUCUUGUGUGUGUCUAAUACACCAGUUAAUGCCCAGAGAGAAAAAGAUUAUAAACAGGGGUUGGAGCUCUUAGACAAGGCAUGUUUGGGUAACAAUGCAUUAUCUUGCUACUACAUCUCGGGCAUAUUCAUUCAAGGAGUCAAGGACGCUAUCAACAAGGAUAUGAGCAAAGCCUUCAGCUACUCCUUGAAAGCCUGUGAGCUGGGCAAUAUGUAUGCUUGUGCAAAUAUUUCUCAGAUGUAUCACAAAGGAGACGGUGUUGAGAAGAAUGAAGAAAAGAGUAAAGAAUACAAGGAGAAAGCAUUAGACAUGCAAAAACAGUUAAAGGAACAGAUGGAAAUACAAUUCCAACAAGGAACUCAAAAGUUGUAGUUAUUGGACCUCACCUACAUAUAUAUAUAUACAUAUAUAUAUAUAGUAUAGGUAGUAGGUUGGUAGACAGCAACCGCCCAGGGAGGUACUACCGUCCUGCCAAGUGAGUGUAAAACGAAAGCCUGUAAUUGUUUUACAUGAUGGUAGGAUUGCUGGUGUCCUUUUUUCUGUCUCAUGAACAUGCAAGAUUUCAGGUACGUCUUGCUACUUCUACUUACACUUAGGUCACACUACACAUACAUGUACAAGCACAUAUAUACACACCCCUCUGGGUUUUCUUCUAUUUUCUUUCUAGUUCUUAUUCUUGUUUAUUUCCUCUUAUCUCCAUGGGGAAGUGGAACAGAAUUCUUCCUCCGUAAGCCAUGCGUGUUGUAAGAGGCAACUAAAAUGCCGGGAGCAAGGGGCUAGUAACCUCUUCUCCUGUAUAUAUUACUAAAUGUAAAAGGAGAAACUUUCGUUUUUCCUUUUGGGCCACCCCGCCUCGGUGGGAUACGGCCGGUGUGUUGAAAGAAGAAAGAUAUAUAUAUAGUAUAUAUUUUGCAUUUAUUGUGAAAAGGUGGCAAUUGUGAUUUUUAAAGAGGUAAAAUAUUGAUAUUGGAGUGAUAUCUAUUUUAUUUUAUAUUAAUGAUACAAUAUUUUUCCCCAAUGUUAGAACUAUACAUAUUUAGAUACUUUUCAUUGUUACCACCAUGGCCAUUUUCUAGUGAGGAAAGUGACCCAAAGAAGGUAACUCAUUCACCAUCAUUCAUUCCCUAGCUUGUCUUCUCGAAAGUGCAUGGAUAUCAUAGUUCUAAUAAAAUCCACCAAACUGCUACAUCCCCAACUCUCUCUCAGACAUACUCAGCAUUGUUUCACCAUUAAAAUUCCUCCUCCAUCACAAUGUUAUGCCCUGGAUUGGAUUUCUGUAUAUCAAGUACAUACUGGAUAAAGGUUUCCCUGCAAAUAUGGCUUAUGUCAUCAUAUAUCCUCAAGUCCAGCUCAUUGGUUUUCCUGAAUCCCUUUAUAAAUGUUACCUUACAUUCCGACAGCAAAUCAGAACACAAAAAACUACUUGCUUCCUCUCACUCCAAUUUAAUAUGCUCAGCCAAGCCUGCUGGAUGCUAAGGUCUCUACAACUUACACCUUCCUUCAUACCCUACUUCCAACCUAUCCUAGGACAUCUACACUACCUCCCAUUCACUCCAGAAUUGUAUACUCCCAGUGAGAAAAGCAUAGCCUAAAUAAAAUAUCUAAACACUGCAAAUGUGUCCAUUUACCUAAAUUUGUUGUUAUAAACAUAUACCAUUCAUACUCUCAAUAUCGAUAUCAUAGAACACAUGGCCAAAAAAAAAGUAUAAAUAUUUAACAUCUACACUUGUGGAGUUUUCCCAAAUGUAUUCCUUGCAUCCCUGCUUUUCAUUGGGACCAAGCCUUCUAAAAAUUUUCAAGGUAUAGAUUAUAUUAUACCUCUCCUGUCUACAUUCCAAGGGGUACAGAUAAAGGGAUUUCUCUGAACAUUCUCCAGGUCUGCUAUUUUGCCUGCCUUGGAGUUGUUUGAGUACAGCAGUACUCUAGACUAGAAAGAACAAGUGACUAAAAGAGUAACAUCAGUGGCAUGGCAUUCCUUGUUUUGAAAGUUCUAAUUAUCCAGCCUAUUAUUGUCCUUGUGGUUGUGAUAGUGACAUCGUUGUAAUCCUUGAAGAUGAGCUCUAACAUUAUUACUCCCAAAUCUCUAACAUUAAUCAUAUGGUCUCUUGAGUGAUUUGAAUAUGUUUUAUAAUUCAUUCAAGUCUGCUUCCUCAGUCUUUCCAUAACAGAGUAACUAAAACUUCUUUCUUUCAACACAUCGGCCGUAUCCCACUGAGGCAGGGUGACCCAAAAAGAAAAACGAAAUUUUCUCUUUUUAAAUUUAGUAAUUUAUACAGGAGAAGGGGUUACGAGCCCCUUGCUCCUAGUAACUAAAACUUAUUCUCAUUAAAUAUCAUAUUGUCAGUGACCCACUGGAAGACUGUUUAUAUCAGCUAAGAGGUUCGCUGUGUCCUCAGUAGAUGUCACUCUCAUACAAUUCAAGUAUUGUCUGCAAAGGAUGAUACAUUGCUAUGAUUUAUGCCACUGUCAAAUAUGAGACUGAGAAUAGAGAACAAUGACAUGUACUGUGCUUUCAGGAACAGAGCUUUUUACUACAGCAGCCUUUGAUUUCACUCUGCUCACGGUUACAUCCUGGGUUCUAUUUGUUAUAAAAUUAAAUAUUCAUCUGCCUAUUUUUCCAGUUAUACGCCUUAUCACUUAUCAUUUGUGAUGGCUGGCAGUGAUGCGUGACCGCAUGAGACCACGACUCAAUGUUGUACCACUUGUUAUUGUCUAACUGUGGCAUGCAAAGAGUAUGUAACCUUUAUUCGGCACAUGUACACACCCCACCAGGUGCCAGAUCAACCAGGCUAUGAUGAGUAUGUGGACCAACGGGCCACCAGCAGCAAGAGCUUGGUUGACCAGGCCAUUAUUUCCCUAAAGACGAGGCCAUGUAUUUUGUGGGUCAUUACACCAUGGCCACACUUGUCAAAGGCUUUUGCAGAGUCUGCACUUUGCUUGUCUUUCAAUGCGCUGAAGAUCAUGUCAUAAUGGUGAAGCAACUACAAGAGGUAGGAGCAGUCUUCUCUAACCCAAUACUGCCCUGGGUUGUACAAUUGUUGUGAAUCCAUGUGGUUAGCAAUCUUGUUUCUUAAGAUUCAAAUAUUUUGAUAAUGUGGGACAUCGGUGCUAUUAGUCUGUAGUUUUAGCAAUUGCUUUACUGCCACUUUUGUGGAGUGUUGCUGUCUUGAUUGCUAGUGAACUCAGCUCACACAGUGAGGUCUUUGGUUUGAUCCCCAGUACGGGUGAAAACAUUAGGAUGUGUUUCCUUAAGAUACCUGCUGUCCAUGUUCACCUAUCAGUAAAAUAGGUACCUGGGCAUUAGUUGACUGGUGUGGGUUGCAUCCUGGGGACAAAAUUAACCUAUUUUGCCCAAAAUGCUCUGUGUAACAAGAGGCUUUUUAUAUAGAAAUAUGUCAUUGAUGUCAGCUAGGCCUCUAGACCUUGUACACAUAUACUAUGUAGAAAUAAAGAUUUAAAAAACUGAGAUAAUUCCUGUGUCCAGACUCCUCCAUGGAACAUUCAAAGCAUGAGAUAGUAGUUUCUUGUGAAUACUUUUUUUUCACUUACUGGAUAAUUUUCACUGUAUUGUACCAACUAGUGACCACUAAAACAUGAUAGCUUGUGAAAUUUCACAUACAUUUUGAAAAUCACAUGCUUUUAAAGAUAAUUUCUUUGAUUUUUUUAUUUUUUGAAAUCCUUGCUUAAGCUCCCAGAAUAAAGUCUUGGCUGCACUACUGAGGGAAAAGUAUACAAAUAAAAAUCUGUUGUAUGGGGUAUGCUGAUACAGUACAGUACAUAUAACAAAUAUGAUGAAUGAUGAUGAGUCAAAGGGUCUUGCAUUUACCCAAAUACAGAUUGAAUAAAAAUUAGUACCCA
Cherax quadricarinatus is the source of this 4305-nucleotide messenger RNA. RefSeq names its product Cytochrome c oxidase assembly factor 7 (gene Coa7). The record is from RefSeq and is a predicted model, not a curated record. Gene Ontology annotation, molecular function: protein binding. Gene Ontology annotation, cellular component: mitochondrial intermembrane space. Lineage: Eukaryota; Metazoa; Arthropoda; Malacostraca; Decapoda; Parastacidae.